GAGAGAGAGAGAGAGAGCUGCUACAACAUACACCACUCAUCACUCUGUAGUGGAUACGCACACACUUCACAACCAAAAUGAAAGUUUCGGAGGUUACUUUGUUAUUAUAAAGUUGCCGUUUCGUUAAACUCCUGCUGGCGUUGUGUUCGGUUCAAUUUGUCGGUUACAGUCAGCUGGUCUGGUUAAUUCGGUUAGCCAGCUAACUAACUACUAACAACUAACUACCUAGAACAAAGUUCACAGAGUUGGCGUGUCGUUAUUGUUAGAAGCGUCCAGAAGUGCAUUAACCGGUAAAUUACACUUUAUAGCAGUGUUUAUUUCGCCGUUAUGAUUCCUGAAUGCCCGUCUCGGACCGUCGAGGCGAGAAACCGGAGCCGGUGGCAUGAAGGCGGCCAAAGUCGGUCCGGUUUACUGUGCGACAUCCACAGCGUGAUCAAGAGAGAGCCCUUCACCGAGUAUUACACUCUCAUCCCGGGGAAAGAGCUGGGCAGGGGCAAGUUUGCAGUGGUGAAGAAGUGUGUUAAGAAGAGCACUGGUCGAGAAUAUGCUGCCAAGUUCAUGAGGAAGAGGAGAAAGGGCCAGGACUGCAGAGCAGAGAUCAUUCACGAGAUUGCCGUGCUGGAGCUGGCAUCAUCCUGCCACCGAGUGGUCAACCUGCAUGAGGUCUACGAGAUGCCCAGCGAGAUGGUGCUUGUACUAGAAUUUGCUGCCGGUGGAGAGAUCUUCAAUCGGUGUGUGGCAGAGAGGGAUGAAGCCUUCAAGGAGGAAGAUGUGAAGCGACUGAUGAGGCAGAUCCUGGAGGGCGUAGCUUUUCUUCAUAAGAACAAUGUGGUUCAUCUGGAUCUGAAGCCACAGAACAUUCUCCUGACCAGUGACGAUCCUCUCGGGGACAUUAAGAUCGUGGACUUUGGCCUCUCGAGGAUGGUGAGCAGUAAUCAGGAAAUCAGAGAGAUCAUGGGCACACCUGAGUAUGUUGCCCCAGAGGUUCUUAAUUAUGAGCCCAUUAGCACAGCCACUGAUAUGUGGAGUAUCGGUGUUCUUGCCUACGUGAUGUUGACCGGUAUGUCUCCAUUCCUGGGAGCCGACAAGCAGGAGACCUUUCUCAACAUCUCGCAGAUUAACGUCAGCUACACCGAGGAGGAACUGGAGCGGCUGGACAAGGCGGCCAUCCACUUCAUCAAGUCUUUGCUCAUCAAAGAGCCUGAAGAUCGUGCCACCGCAGAGGAGUGCUUGAAACACCAGUGGCUACAGACACAAGGGACAGACUCUGCAGAGGAGAAGGGAAAAAACACGGCCUCAUCCAUCCCUAAGCCAGUCAGCUCGGCUGUAUCCACUCAGCACAGUGAGGAGGAGGAAAGCAGACUGACGGAGGAGCUCAUCGUCAUGGCAGCCUACACUCUAGGCCAGUGCAGGCAGUCCUCAGACAAGGAGAGCCUGACCCCAGAGCAGAAGGCUAUCUCAAAGCGCUUCAAAUUCGAAGAGCCCUUCGCAGGCCUGCAGGAGGUGCCAGGAGAAUUCAUCUACUAAACUGCAUGAUGGUCAGCCAGCCACUAAGCUCCAACUAACGCUGCACUUCUGACAAGUCAUUUGUUUGUUUGUUUGUUUGUUUGUUUGUUUUUUUAGCCAAACUGUAUAUUUGUUUUUAUUUGUUACUUUUUCCUACUUUUUUUGCCAUUUUAUUUUUAUGGAUUAUAUUAUUAAAGACUAAGCCUUUGUAUGGUACUUAGUUUCUUUCUUUCGUGUGGUGUUUUCCUUCCUGCAUGUAGGCCAUCACCUCUCUUCAAUACAACUCCUUUUCCUUGUUUUCCCUGAUUUCUAUUUACAUUUCAUGACCUUUUCUUUGUCGUUUGGGUGUAUGUUGGUUGUGCAGGGGCAGCACAGGGCUUUUGGAAUUAUAUGUAAAUUAAACUAAUUUUAAGAGUUAUGUCUGUACGUUUUAAAAAGCCAUGUUGCGUGUUCACAUCCUGACCGGUUUUUGUCAGACCAUCAGUGGGGUGAUAAUCCCUAGAAAUUACAUGUUUCCCGUGACUAAGUGUAUAUUAUUGCCUUUUUAAAUGUCCGGUCGUUGUGAAUUGUUCAGUGUAAAGAGUGUUUCUUUUGAAUGACAAGAUGCUUGACCGUGAUUGUCCUGAUAUUGUAAAUAAAAGUUCCUUUGAACAUUUGAAGAAG
Hemibagrus wyckioides is the source of this 2169-nucleotide messenger RNA. It is a transcript of the gene stk17a, whose product is annotated as serine/threonine kinase 17a. Bases 328 to 1527 code for a protein of 399 amino acids. Gene Ontology annotation, biological process: positive regulation of apoptotic process; intracellular signal transduction; protein phosphorylation. Gene Ontology annotation, molecular function: protein serine/threonine kinase activity; ATP binding. Gene Ontology annotation, cellular component: nucleus. The transcript has 7 exons. Lineage: Eukaryota; Metazoa; Chordata; Actinopteri; Siluriformes; Bagridae. The record is from RefSeq and is a predicted model, not a curated record.